Molecule: messenger RNA, 432 nt
Organism: Phaeoacremonium minimum UCRPA7
Lineage: Eukaryota; Fungi; Ascomycota; Sordariomycetes; Togniniales; Togniniaceae
Exons: 1
Coding region: 1-432 (143 amino acids)
Source: RefSeq, a predicted model, not a curated record
AUGCCGUCAACACAAGCGAUGCGCUCCCUGCUACGGGUACGGGUCACUCGCAUGCCCGUAACCCCCACGGUCGGCGCCUCUCUCCCUACCGUUCGCAACCUUCAUGGCACGGUCAGCCUGUCGCGACCCUACAAGGAUGAUCAAGACCGGGAGUCACUCAAGCCCAAACCCUCUGAGGGCACCAAGAGCGGCACUGACGACGCCGCCGCGGAGAGCGACGCGGCCUUUGACCGGCACGACACCAACCCAGAGUCCGAGCGGGAGAGGGGCGGAAAGCCUCUGGACGCGAGCGGCGCGAACCAGAAGCUGUCGAAGCCGCAGGGCGACGAGGGGAAGAAGGAGGCUGAGGCGGGCAAGGGCGGCGACAAGAAGACGGCCAGCAAGGAGGGCAGUCCGCAGAAGCACGGCAAGGCGCCCACGCACGACUCCUAG